AUGACUGCUUCUUCUGUGCGAACAACAGAUGUCGUGGCAGAAGUAGAGCCAUCUCAGAAGGUGGAAGAUUCAGCCACAGCGGGAGAGGAGGUGGACAAGGGAGAGUUGAAUGUGGAAUCCACCUUGAAAGAGGAGACAGCUAGUGGUGGCGUCGCACCGCAGCAUGGUUUAGACGAGGAACAGGACAUUCCACUUUCCCUCUCCACAAUGGGAGGGGAACACGCCGCCGUCCUACGUCAUUCUAUUCUCAUCCGCGAUCCACAGUCGAAGCUGGCGCAAGCAGAUCUGGAAGUCUUCAAUGCUGUCGGAGAUGCAGCUUCACGUGAGUUUUAG
Dibothriocephalus latus is the source of this 333-nucleotide messenger RNA. Lineage: Eukaryota; Metazoa; Platyhelminthes; Cestoda; Diphyllobothriidea; Diphyllobothriidae. The record is from the annotation of a GenBank genome assembly.